AUGACACGUGGAAGAUAUCAAUAUCUUGCACCGCCUUCGAAAGCGGCUAAAGUAAAUCGUCUUCGCUUCUUUGGUCAUGGUUCGAGCUUGAAGAAGCCACCUGGCCGAAAACGGAAGUUCUGGACUGAGGUGGUAAAAGAGGACCUGAGGACACUCGGCGUGAAUAGGCAGUUCAGGCGAGACGUAAGAUUUCGCAGAACAUGGAAUAGCGACGAAUGGAUUGAUUCUGUGCAAGCUCUCGCAGAAGAUCGAGAAGGUUGGGCAGAGCUGUGUUCAAGGACGGCACACCUCGGCGAAAAUGCGGGUAAUCGCGUCAGACGAUGA
Messenger RNA from Necator americanus (New World hookworm), 324 nucleotides. RefSeq lists its product as uncharacterized. The transcript has a single exon. NCBI's taxonomy places the organism in Eukaryota, Metazoa, Nematoda, Chromadorea, Rhabditida, Ancylostomatidae. The coding region runs from base 1 to 324 and encodes 107 amino acids. The record is from RefSeq and is a predicted model, not a curated record.